CAGUUUCGUAUGAAUAUGACAAAUACAGGGUGUGGAUAAUACACGAACAUCGACAACAUAUGAUGAUACUAAACGGGUCAUCUACGCAUCAAUAUCAACAAUGGCGACAAUGAUUGUCCGAACUUGUUUGCUGAUGUUGGUCGGAACACAUGGAAAUCCAGAUAUUGAUUUCAAAUCAAUUAAGUUUAACAUUAAUCAACAACUUUCAAUUUCUCACACGUUUAAUCUUACAUCAUUUCCCAACUUUAGCAGAUACACGGAUGAUAAUCAAGAUAGAUUAAAACAGAACGAUUUGGAUAUCUUACACAAUAUACAAGCACAAACUCUUAAAAUCUCAAAUACACUUGGGAACUACAUUCCAUCAGUUUAUGCCACCAAAUCCACUCGUGGACAAGAGCCAAAGUCUCUCCAUGGAUCCGGGCGGGAUAGUUACUUUAUACAUCCUAUCAGAGAAAAAAGGCAUACACCUGAGGCACACGAUAGAGUGAGUGUUGUUGGCGGAGAACUAGAGACUGUGAUUCUGGAGUGUCCAGUUGAUCCAAAUAAAGUCCAAGAUGUUAGGUGGUUUAAAGAUCUUCUUACAUUUGGGGUAACACAAUUAACACUGAAUGCUAAUAUCACUGCUAGUAAAGAGCCGUAUGACGAGUCUAAAUAUAGAGUAAAUGGAACAUUUAGUCUUCAAGUUAAAGAUGUCAACAAAGGGGAUGCUGGACGCUACUGGUGUAUAAAUGGAGAUACCAAUGAGACCAUCCAUGAUGCAUACCUCACUAUAAUCAGAUAUAGGACAUGUCCACAAACUCCUCAACAAAUCCUAAAAGGCCAGGAGUUUGAAUUAGAAUGCGGCACAAGUUUUUGGGGACCUAGAGAUGAGUCUUACUUCCCCACAAUAAAAUGGUAUAAACACGACGAUGAUGCCACAUCCACAUUUUCAAAUGAGAUUAGCGAUCAUGCAAACCAAUCAAUAGCAACGUACACUGAUACGGCAGACAAAGUCGCGACAUCUAUAGCAACUUGUACAAUUAGCGUACCUAGCGGACUUGUAGAGACACAGAUAUGCACCGUUGAACUUGAAGUGACAGAAUAUGCUGAUACAAUAUGGAUAUCAAC
Messenger RNA from Owenia fusiformis, 1107 nucleotides. The record is from the annotation of a GenBank genome assembly. Lineage: Eukaryota; Metazoa; Annelida; Polychaeta; Sabellida; Oweniidae.